This is a messenger RNA of Lagopus muta (rock ptarmigan), 1688 nucleotides long. RefSeq lists its product as uncharacterized. NCBI's taxonomy places the organism in Eukaryota, Metazoa, Chordata, Aves, Galliformes, Phasianidae. The record is from RefSeq and is a predicted model, not a curated record. The coding region runs from base 662 to 1579 and encodes 305 amino acids. The transcript has 2 exons.
GAAGAGCACAGAGAAAAUGGGGUGUGGGCAUAGAGAGAAUGGGAUGGAGGUCCUGGAAGGGCGCAGAGGGAAUGGGGCAUUGGGGGGGUUGUCCCAGAAAGGCAUAGAGGGAAUAAGAGGGAGGGUCCUGGAAGGGCAGAGAGAGGAUGGGAGAGGGGUGGUCCUGGAAGUGUCAUACAGAGAAUGGGAGGGGAUCCUGGAAGGGUCAUAAGGAGAAUGGAGGGGAGGGGUCCUGGAAGGGCACAGAGAAAAUGGAAGGGGGGAUCCUGAAAGGGUCAUGGAGGGAAUAGGAGGAGCAGUUCUGGAUGGGUCAUAGGGAAAAUAGGAGGGUGGAUCCUGGAAGGUUCAUAGAGAGAAUGGAGUAUGGGGGGGAGGGGUCUGGAAUAGCAUAGAUAAAAUCAGAUGGAGGGGGUUGGGGAGGUCCUGAAAGAUCACAGAAUCGUGGAAUGAUUGGGUUGGGAAGGUCUUGAAACGUCAUGGGAGCAUAGAAUGGGUUGGGAGGGUCCUGGAAGGUUAUAAAGACGUGGAAUGAUAGGAUGCAUUGGGGUGAAAAGGUCCUUAAAGAUCACAAAACCAUGAGGUGCUUGGAAGGGUCCUUACAGAUCAUAGAGCCGUGGGAUGGUUGGGAUGGAAAGGUCCUUACAGAUCACAGAGCCAUGGGAUGAUUGGGAUGGAAGGGUCCUUACAGAUCACAGAGGCAUGGGAUGGUUGGGAUGGAAGGUCCUUACAGAUCACAGAGCCGUGGGAUGGUUGGGAUGGAAAGGUCCUUACAGAUCACAGAGCCAUGGAAGGGGGUUGGGAUGGAAGGGUCCUUACAGAUCAGAGCCAUAGGAUGGUUGGGAUGGAAGGGUCCUUACAGAUCAGAGCCAUAGGAUGGUUGGGAUGGAAGGUCCUUACAGAUCACAGAGCCAUGGGAUGGCUGGGUUGGAAGGGUCCUUACAGAUCACAGAGCCAUGGGAUGGUUGGGAUGGAAGGGUCCUUACAGAUCACAGAUCUGUGGGAUGGUUGGGAUGGAAGGGUCCUUACAGAUCACAGAGCCAUGGGAUGGUUGGGAUGGAAGGUCCUUACAGAUCACGGAGCCGUGGUAUGGUUGGGAUGGAAAGGUCCUUACAGAUCACAGAGAUAUGGAUGGUUGGGUUGGAAGGGUCCUUACAGAUCACAGAGGCAUGGGAUGGUUGGGAUGGAAGGGUCCUUACAGAUCACAGAGCCGUGGGAUGGUUGGGAUGGAAGGGUCCUUACAGAUCACAGAGCCAUGGGAUGGUUGGGAUGGAAGGGUCCUUACAGAUCACAGAGCCAUGGGAUGGUUGGGAUGGAAGGGUCCUUACAGAUCACAGAGCCUUCGGAUGGUUGGGAUGGAAAGGUCCUUACAGAUCACAGAGCUGUGGGAUGGUUGGGAUGGAAAGGUCCUUACAGAUCACAGAGCUGUGGGAUGGUUGGGAUGGAAGGGUCCUUACAGAUCACAGAGGCAUGGGAUGGUUGGGAUGGAAGGUCCUUAAAGAUCACAGAGGCCUGGGAUUGUUGGGUUGGAAGGUCCUUAAAGAUCACAGAGGCCUGGGAUUGUUGGGUGGAAGGUCCUUAAAGAUCACAGAGGCCUGGGAUUGUUGGGUUGGAAGGUCCUUACAGAUCAGAGCCAUGGGAUGGUUGGGAUGGAAGGUCCUUACAGAUCACAGAGCCUUGGGAUGGUUGGG